Molecule: messenger RNA, 531 nt
Organism: Ostertagia ostertagi
Lineage: Eukaryota; Metazoa; Nematoda; Chromadorea; Rhabditida; Trichostrongylidae
Source: the annotation of a GenBank genome assembly
AUGCGAUGUCGUAUGCGGAAACAACUAUUCAUUCAGCGUAAUAAGGUCUGCGAUUUCUCUCUCAUAUUAGCGAUAGCCGGGCUGUUGUUCGUCAUCGUCGAUGCCGAGCUUACUGCACUUUCAUCCACUACUCAUAUCACAAAGGUAAAAAUAGCGUUGAUUGAUUCGGGUGCCGAUGAUUGGCGCGUCGCCGUAAGCAUGGACCGGGUGGUCAAGCUGUCUGUCGAGUUGGCGGAUGCCGCAACACGCUCGAUCGCCGCAUUGAAUCGAAUCUCAAUGGAUUUUCGUUUUGUUAUCAAAACCAUGAUGGCCGAUCAUCCUCUCCGAGUGCUGAUCGUCUUCACCGUGUCUUACUGGAUCUGUAUGUCGUGGAUGUUCACGCAGUGUGAACGUUAUGAUGGCAAAUUGGACGUGGAACAUUACUACCUGAAUUCAAUGUGGUUCAUUAUGGUAACGUUCAUGUCAAUCGGAUACGGUGACAUCGUGCCCAACACAUACUGCGGCCGGACAUUGUCCAUUACAACAGGAAUU